This is a messenger RNA of Triticum turgidum subsp. durum (durum wheat), 459 nucleotides long. Lineage: Eukaryota; Viridiplantae; Streptophyta; Magnoliopsida; Poales; Poaceae. The record is from the annotation of a GenBank genome assembly.
AUGGCCUUCUCCAAGCCCCCCGCUCUCCUGCUGCUGGUUGCUCUGUCCGCCACCGCCAUGCUCGCCGCCGGCCAAGGCUGCGGCGGCCACAGGGUGACGGUGCAGAACCUAUGCGGGCAGGACCUGAAGCUGAGCCUGGAGGAGGGCCGCGCACAGCGCGACCUCCUCUUCCCCGACGGGUGGGUGCUCCCGGACGGGAAGCACGAGUCAUUCGACGUGUGCGCGUGGACAGGGGGCGUGCUUGUGUCCGGCGCUGCGGUGGCCAAGGUCCACCUGGGCCACGACGGCGGCGCGUACUACGAGGUGAGCACCCAGCAGUCGGGCCCCAUCCUUGUCUCCGUCACCCCGCACUGCCCCACGGCCGGGUGCAACGGCGGCGGCCACUGCUUCGAGCACUCCGUUCCCGACGGCGACUGCCACGGCGUCACCGAGGUGAAGAUCGUCUACUACAAACCGUAG